Chrysochloris asiatica (Cape golden mole) is the source of this 1068-nucleotide messenger RNA. RefSeq names its product LFNG O-fucosylpeptide 3-beta-N-acetylglucosaminyltransferase (gene LFNG). The record is from RefSeq and is a predicted model, not a curated record. Gene Ontology annotation, molecular function: O-fucosylpeptide 3-beta-N-acetylglucosaminyltransferase activity. Lineage: Eukaryota; Metazoa; Chordata; Mammalia; Afrosoricida; Chrysochloridae. Gene Ontology annotation, cellular component: Golgi membrane. Gene Ontology annotation, biological process: pattern specification process; regulation of Notch signaling pathway. The transcript is spliced from 7 exons. The coding region runs from base 1 to 1068 and encodes 355 amino acids.
AUGCUCAACCGCUGCGGCCGUCGCCUGCUGCUGGCGCUGGCGGGUGCACUACUCGCGUGUCUGCUGGUGCUCACCGCUGAUCCGCCGCCGCCCCCGCCGCCCUCCGAGCGCGGCCGCCGCGCGCUGCGCAGCCUGGCUGGCCCCGGGGGGGCGGCUCCCGUGGUCGGGCUAGAUACGGCCCCAGCGCGGGAGGUGCGCAGCCUGUCCGAAUAUUUCGGCCGACUGGCGCGCGCGCGCACAGACACGGGCCCGUUGCCCGGAGGUGCCUCCCGCCCCGCCGACGCCGUCCCGCGGGCCCCAACGGAGUCGCUAGCUCCCCGAGACGUCUUCAUCGCGGUCAAGACCACCAAAAAGUUCCACCGCGCGCGCCUAGAUCUCCUGCUUGAGACGUGGAUCUCGCGCCACAAGGAGAUGACGUUCAUCUUCACUGACGGGGAGGACGAGGUGCUGGUCAGACACACGGGCAAUGUGAUCAACACCAACUGCUCCUCAGCCCACAGCCGCCAGGCGCUGUCCUGCAAGAUGGCCGUGGAGUAUGACCGCUUCAUCGAGUCAGGGAGGAAGUGGUUCUGCCACGUGGAUGAUGACAACUAUGUGAACGUGCAGGCCCUGCUGCGGUUACUAGCCAGCUACCCCCACACGCAGGACGUCUACCUGGGCAAGCCCAGCCUGGAUCGGCCCAUCCAGGCCACGGAGCGGGUGGGCGAGGGCGAGGUGCGUCCCGUCCACUUCUGGUUUGCCACUGGGGGGGCCGGUUUCUGCAUCAGCCGUGGACUGGCCCUGAAGAUGAGCCCGUGGGCCAGUGGGGGCCACUUCCUGAGCACAGCUGAGCGUAUCCGUCUGCCGGACGACUGCACAAUUGGCUACAUCGUGGAGGCCUUGCUGGGUGUGCCCCUCACCCGAAGUGGCCUCUUCCACUCCCACCUGGAGAACCUGCAGCAGGUGCCGGCCUCCGAGCUCCAUGAGCAGGUGACAUUGAGCUACGGCAUGUUUGAAAACAAGCGGAAUGCCAUCCACUUGAAAGGGGCUUUCUCAGUGGAUGCAGACCCAUCUAGGUAUGGAAACUGA